AUGAGCUUCAAGGGCUUCCAGAAGAGCAUCGUGCGUGCCCCGCAGCAGAUCAAGGCCAAAUUCAACAUUGGUGAACACACCAAGGAUGCCGUCUACACCGAUGCCGAGCGUCGCUUUGACGAGCUCGAGAGGGAGACCAAGAAGCUGCACGAUGAAUCCAAGAAAUACUUUGACGCGAUCAAUGGUAUGCUCAGCCAUCAGAUCGAAUUCUCAAAAGCAAUCGCCGAACUCUACAAACCCAUCUCCGGUCGUGCAUCCGACCCCGAAUCGUUCAAGUUUGAAGGCAAUCCCGAGGGGAUUCAGGCCUGUGAAGAUUACGAAGCCAUUGUACGAGAGUUGCAAGAGUCCCUUGCGCCGGAGCUGGAGAUGAUCGAAAGUCGCAUCAUCAGCCCAGCCGAUCAGCUCUUGGAGGUGAUCAAGGUGAUCCGCAAGGUCGCCGUCAAGCGCGACCACAAACAACUCGACUACGAUCGCCAUCGCGCCAGCUUGAAAAAGCUGCAGGACAAGAAGGACAAGUCGCUCAAGGAUGAGAAAGCGUUGUAUAAAGCGGAGAAUGACGUCGAGCAGGCCACGCAGGAAUUCAACUACUACAACGACCUGCUCAAGGACGAGUUGCCCCGCUUGUUCCAGCUGGAGGCCGAGUUCAUCCGUCCGCUGUUUCAAUCGUUCUACUACAUGCAACUGAACGUGUUCUACACGUUGCACGAGAAGAUGCAGGGCAUGAAUAUCAGCUAUUUCAACCUGGCGAUGGACGUGGAAGAAGCCUUUGAGCAGAAGCGCGGCGAUGUGCAAGAACGCGCCGAAGCGCUGCUGAUUGUGCAUUUCAAGACGAAGGGCUUGGGUCGUACAAAUUCGAAAUUGAACUCGCUCAAGGCUACCGAGGCCAAGGGUGGCCGUGGGCGUGCCUCCUCGCUUUCGUCUGAGAAUCCUCCCCCGCCCUACUCUGCGGCUGCAUCGCCGAGCCCCACCGCCGGCACUUUCUCCGCGGCCGCCAAGGCAAAGCCCGCUCCGCCACCUCCUCGGGCGAAACCAGCGCAUCUCAGCAAGCCGGUCGAGACCGUUGUCGCGCUUUACGACUAUGAGGCACAAGCGCACGGUGAUUUAGGCUUCUCGGCGGGUGACGUGAUCGAGAUUGUGACUCGAACCGAUAAUCAGAAUGAGUGGUGGACGGGACGGGUCGACGGUCGUGAAGGUCAAUUCCCUGCCAACUACGUCAAGUUCCAAUAG
Molecule: messenger RNA, 1227 nt
Organism: Penicillium diatomitis
Lineage: Eukaryota; Fungi; Ascomycota; Eurotiomycetes; Eurotiales; Aspergillaceae
Product: amphiphysin
Exons: 3
Coding region: 1-1227 (408 amino acids)
Biological process (GO): endocytosis; plasma membrane tubulation; actin cortical patch localization
Cellular component (GO): medial cortex; Rvs161p-Rvs167p complex; actin cortical patch
Molecular function (GO): lipid binding; protein binding
Source: RefSeq, a predicted model, not a curated record